Molecule: messenger RNA, 1065 nt
Organism: Stegastes partitus (bicolor damselfish)
Lineage: Eukaryota; Metazoa; Chordata; Actinopteri; Pomacentridae
Gene: tmem265
Product: transmembrane protein 265
Exons: 1
Coding region: 1-1065 (354 amino acids)
Source: RefSeq, a predicted model, not a curated record
AUGGUGCCCACGCCCCAGGUGUGCGUAUCAACCCUGGUGACGGUGAGCACGAUGGCAGUGGUGGACCUCUACUUGCUGGAGCAGAGCAUGCUGGGAGCUCGCGGUCUUUCAGGACCUAGUGUGUGGCAAUGUGCGGCGGUGUUGCUAGGUGAUGUGGGCUUCCUGCUCGCACUGCGCUUCGUCUCGGCUGGCGUAGUGUCAGAGGCGCGGUCGCCCCGUCGCGGCUUUGCCAACGCCCUCUGGUUCCUGUUCCUGUCCCUGCUCCAGCUCAAGCUCUUCUUCGUCUGCCACAACUACAGACAGGAGCGCCGGCCACCCGACCCGCUGGCCAGAAAGACGCUGACGCUGCUGCUGUCCAUCUGCCUGCCCUCCCUGUUCCUCAUCCUGACGGGAGCUGACCACAUGACUCCGCAGCGCAGGAAGCAGGAAGUCCGAGGCCGGCUCCUGUGGGUGGUGGUUGACCUGCUGGACGUCCUGGACCUGCAGGCGGGGCUGUGGGAAGCCCAAGGAGGGUCCACGGUGGGCACUGCAGGAGGCACUGAGCAGAGGCUGCCCAUUUGGGCAGAGGGUUUGGUUUUCUUCUACUGCUACGCCCUCCUGCUGCUGCUUCCCUGCGUGGCCCUCACAGAGCUGGGGGCCACCGGCCUGCCGGGACAGAGAGGGCCCCGUAAGGAGGCGUUGUACCCUUGGCUCAGCUUGGUCACUAUCAAUAUCUUUACCCUGGCCCUACGGGGAACAGGCAUGCUGUGGUAUAGGGACCCCCGUGUGUCCACCGUGUUUCUGGGGAAGAACCUGCUGGCUCUGGCUGUGAAGCUGAGUUCAGCCUGGGAGAGACACAAGCAGGAGCGUGGUGCUGCAGGAGCUGAGACUGUGGCUGGAGCAGAACCAGGAGACUCUACUUUGCCAAGCCAGAGUUCAGAGCAGGGAGAGGGCCAGGCCCAGGGGAAAGCUCCCCCCUCUCAUUAUCACACACUGUCUCGUUCCCAAAGUCACACUCUUUCCCAUGUCAGCCUGGAGCCCACAGCGGCGCCCUUAGGACCCUCUUUCAUCUCCCACGAACUCUAG